Molecule: messenger RNA, 1252 nt
Organism: Tripterygium wilfordii
Lineage: Eukaryota; Viridiplantae; Streptophyta; Magnoliopsida; Celastrales; Celastraceae
Exons: 6
Coding region: 256-1113 (285 amino acids)
Source: RefSeq, a predicted model, not a curated record
ACAGUAAUGAGUUUUAUCCGUUGACUCAAAAAACUAAUGUGGUGGAGCAGCCGUCCAAGCUGAUUCUCUCCCCUAUCAUCGGAAUCGCAAGCAUUCGCGCGACAUCGCGCGCAAUAUUGUCUUGCUAACCGAUCUCUCUGUGUCUCUCUGUGUGUAUAUAUAUGUAUCCAUGUAUUCUCUCUGUUUUUCUGUACCAAUUGAUAUCUUGGAUUCGCAUUUAACCCCAUCGAAUUAGAUUCUCCUUGCAGUUGAUUAAUGGAGUACCCUGGUUCAUCGUCGAAUCUCCGUGGACAAACUGAAGGGUUAAAGUAUGAUGACAGGGAAGGUUACGCUAUUCUUGAUGAUGUCUCAGUUUAUACUCAUCCAUAUAAUGCUCUUGUAGAAUCACACAAAGAUCUGCCUUGGCCGAAUCAAGAACUGAAUCAAAGUUAUCAAACUUCACAAACUCUGUGGAAUUACCAACCACAACAAGGAUUAAUAGCAUCAACUCAAGCUGGAACAAGUGAUUCAGGCCGCAAGCGCGGGAGUAAAAAUCCGCCGGCUCUACAUCUACUGAGGAAUAACUCUGGAAAAACUCCAGUAUCCAAUGAAAAAAAGAAAGAAAUCGACAAACGAUAUCGAGAAAAAUGCCGGGAAAGCAAGAAGAAAAUGGAAAGUGAGUUGUAUGAGCUUGGUCAAGAAAAUAAAAUCUUGCAUGAUGAGAAUAAGGAUUUGAUGAUGGAAAAAGAAUCUAUAAACAAAAGCUUGCAUUUGGCAGAAACCGAGACAAAGCACCUAAAUACGGAAAUUCGCAAUUUGAGGACAAACAUGAAGAGCCAACAAAUUUUCGUUGAUCAAUUCUUAAAGAAAUUAGAUGAUGUGUCGAGCAAUGAGAAUCACCGGCUUGAGAUUAAAAAGCUUCAGAAUGAGAUCAUGAUAUUAAAGCAGAAUAAUUGGGAGGAUUGGUUGACGAACAAAGUACAACUUCUGCAUGAAAUUGGAAAUUUGGAGCAUGAGAAUAAGUUUCUCAAAGUACAAGUUGAUGCAUUAUGUGAGAAAAUACACAACGAUCUUGAUGCUGGACACAAAAAAACAUGUAAUGGUUGCAGUGCUAUAUGUGAGGGGUUGGAUUGAGAGAAAUGAUGAUUUGAACUACGUGUAUAUUACUUUUUAUUUGUAAAAUUAAACGUUUGAGUUCAAUGAACAAAUUAUUACAACUACUGUUCAUCGUUAGUUUUAUUUUUAAUUGAAUUAUGUACUCAUUCUCGGACAA